AGUCACUCGCCAACUCGCGAUACGUUAUGCCGACAAAUACAGUGCACAGAUCAUUCUUGUUGUCGUCAGUUGCCGUCGAAUCUCCUGUUACCGUUUCUUCCUGCAUUUAAAACAACCACCGACGUCUCGUUCCUGAUACGCUACUCGCAGCGUUCGAACAAAAUUCACGUGUGUGGUAACUCAUCGCGUGUCUUCGAUUACAUCUUUGACUACUUGUUUCUACUGUGACAAUUUUUUUUCCGCGGUGAGAUUUUGACGUUUUGUUAUUGUGAGCAAUGAAGUUUUUGACAUGUGUUUUUUGUGAAUAGAGUUGCAUCUUGUAGGUUCUUGGUUUGUGUUUCUUUUUGUGACUUUCGUAAUAUUCUUGGAUUUAUUAGCGUUUUGGUAUUUUGCAACAAAUUUCGGGUCAUGGCAUCCAAUUUGUUGGACGUAACACCUACGAUUUCGGACUGAUAUAGUCAAUUUACUACCACAUUAUCAUGGCUGUCACGCUGUAUUCAAACGUCAAACUAGACUGCACUGGUAUGGGUGAAGGUAAUGGUAUAAUUGAUCAUCAUGACCUUCACGGAACCUUGGUGCCUAUCAAUGGUAGUCAUUCCGGAUCUUCUGGUCGCAGUACCCCAAACAAUUCCAAUGAUCCCGCUCCUGGAAAACUCUUUGUUGGCGGAUUGAGCUGGCAAACUUCCAGUGAAAAACUCAAGGAAUAUUUUGGAAUGUUCGGCAACGUUACUGAUGUAUUGAUAAUGAAAGAUCCUGUUACUCAGAGAAGUCGAGGUUUUGGUUUCAUCACAUUUUCAGAACCAUCUAGCGUAGAUAAAGUUCUAAAAGUACCAAUCCACACUUUAGAUGGCAAAAAGAUUGAUCCGAAACACGCUACUCCCAAAAAUAGACCAAAACAACCGAACAAAACGAAAAAAAUCUUUGUUGGAGGCGUCAGUCAAGACACAUCAGCAGAUGAAGUUAAAGCUUAUUUCAGUCAAUUUGGUAAAGUCGAAGAAACUGUGAUGUUAAUGGAUCAACAGACUAAAAGACACAGAGGAUUCGGAUUCGUGACAUUUGAAAAUGAAGACGUUGUCGAUAGAGUGUGCGAGAUACAUUUUCACACUAUCAAAAACAAAAAGGUGGAGUGCAAAAAAGCUCAGCCUAAAGAAGCAGUUCAAGCGAGCGCUCAACUCUUAGGUAAACGAUUAAUGCUCACAGGAUUGGGCAUGCGUGCCAUAGCUCCAGCUCCCGGAGUUUUAGCUACAGUUAAUCCGCUAGCUACAGCUCAAGCGCAAGCACAUGUUCAAGCCGUUCAAGCUGCAGCAGCUGCCGCUCAAGCUCAACCGUUGGCCUUAGCUGCAUAUGGAAAAUUGUUUGGAGCUUACCCUCACUUAGCAAGUUACCGUUAUUCACCUUAUCCAUUGACAGCUGUUAGCGCUGCGCCAGGGAGCACACAAAAUCCUGCACCACCACCCGCGGCUGCCCCAGCACCUGCAGCAUUAGCUCCUCCUGUUGCAGCCAGCCCAUACCAAGGAUACAACUUGACAAAUGUGGAUAUGUCAUCUUUCCAAGGAGUUGAUUGGGGAUCCAUGUAUGGUGUUGGCAUGUAUGUCUAAGUACUCACAUAUUGUUGUUUACUGUUUUGUAUUAGUUUACUGUGAAAGGACUUCCAGGAAAAAAACGAUACAUUUCCAGUAGGAAUAUUAUCUUGCACCUGCUAAUAUAAUUUUUAUAAUCUUGGCUCUUAUGUUAGGUGAAAUAUUUAUUAUUCACGACUGCCUUGAUUUAGCAGUUCUUUAUAUCAAUUUUGACAAUAAUAAUCUGAAAGUUGUAUGCUUAUUAUAUGAAUUGUAGCUGCUGCUCAAUUUCUAUAGCAUGAUAAAUUUGUUGGUGAUUUCUAUAAAAAUAAAAUCAUUUGUAUUAGUCCGAAAUCCUUUUUCGGUGUUAAAAAUUUGCUCAAUGUUGUAUGAAAAUUUAAAUUAGGGCGUAUGAGUAUACAUAUACUUCUAUUAGCAGAUGCAAGAUACCCAUUCUUUCAAUUGUCAAUGGCGGCGUCUCGUGCCUCUCUUUCGAUGUGUUAUAAAUUAGAAUAUUGAUACUAAGGUGGUGAUUUUCCUGUAAAUAGAAUCUCUCGUUGCGACAUGCUGUGGGCAGCAUCACACAUACUAGAAGCCUACAAGCAAAUAAGUGUUACUAGUUUUAACUGGCGUUGUGGCAUCGUUGCGAAUAUUGGUAUUUAAUUUUUAUUUAUAAAAAAUAUUUUCAUUUUUUCAAGUAUUUUGAUCUAAUGUUUGAAAAAUAAAAAAUCAGUAUUGCUUCUUCGUUAUUUGUGAUAAAACAAUGUCUGUACAAGUAUUCUUUUUAGUCCUGUAGGCUUCUAAAUAUAUACUUUGCGCUUAUACUUGAUAUACUCUAAUAAAUAUGAACUGGUACCAUUUGGAUUGAUUUUGGAGAUAUUUUCUUGAUCAUGGGAUUUUACAGUAAUCAAUAAUCAGAGGUAUUAAAUUAUACUUCAUACAAUUCAAAUAAAUAUAUUUUUUUUCUUAAAACUUCUUGAGCUCUUAGGUUGACUUUGAUUUUGAUUUUAUUUUAUCACUACGUUUCGCUUCGGUCUAGAAGCAUUAUCAAAAGACUUAUAAUUAAAAAUACAUAUGUUAUAUAAAUUCGAUAAAAUAUGAAAUAAAAUUUUUGAUAAAAUUAUUUUAUUAAAAAUAUCUAAAGGUUAGGUUUUUUAUUUUCUUUUAUUUUUUGGAUUAUGAAUUUUAUCAGUACCAUAUAAAUGAUUAUUUGGUAUUGGCAUUAUUUGGUAGCAUAAUAUUUGCCUAUGUAAUAACUAUAGUAUCAGUUGAAGGUUUUUCCACCGAUUUAGAGCCAGAUAACUUAUAUAUUUAUUCACAGUUACAUAUAAGCUAUCAUCAAUAAAAUUUUUAUUUGAGACCAAAUCACUGAAAAUAUAAAUUUUUUGUCAUGUUAGAGGCGGCAGCUGAUGCAUAGUCAGCUGAUUGUUUUGUUUCUUCGAGAUAUUGGGAUAGUGACAAUUUUUAGCUGGGAGGAAAUGACUGAAUUUUUUUUGUCGUGCAUUGCUACUGUCGCUCAUCCCACCCACCGAGCCGCACCUGACGUUCACUAGACUUUAUUACCAGGGGCGCAACAAAUUAACUCUCAAAGGGGAUGUCCAGCGAAUCAUUUAUAAUGACUAAAAAAAAGGUAGCCACAUUGGCUUAUUACAAUUGCAAUGGGCUUGUUGAAUGUCGCUAUAUCUUAUGAAAAAUGACGUGAAAAAAGAAAACGAAUAAAAAAAAUUAUAAAAUUUAACAUUUAUCUAAACUUACAUCUUGCUCUUUUUUUAGCAGCUUAUUAACUUCACUCACUCACUUUAAACAAUUAUUCAGUAAUACAAUACUUUAUAUUUACCGUUAUCAUUAUUGGAUCCACUUAUGUUUUGUGAAACAUCACUGAGCACAACAGGAAUCUCAGGAUUCUGCAGUGUACUUUCGACUUCUGUUUCUUCAAGAUGUCUUCUUUUAUUACCUUUCAUUAUCCAUUUAUCUAAAUUCAUGUUCACGCACUAUUUUUGCAAUAGAAAUAUAAAUUGAAUGAACUCGUCUAAAAGGAGGUGUCCACUUAUUUUUAGAGAGUGUGAAGACACCUUGGACACCUCCCGUUGUUGCGCCCCUAUUUAUCACAUAACUCUGAUGUAUCCCACCAAUUAUCAUUGGAGAAGAAAUAAUUAACCAAAUUUUCACCUGGCUCCCGGACUAUAACAUUAACAUGUAGGUUUGUACAUAGGCACACAUAUUAUCACAAUCACAAUAUUUUCAUAACAAUAAACUAUCACAAAGAAUAUUUUUGCAGUAAUUAGUUAAUUUAUAUGUUUAUAUUUUAGUCUAAACUUUGAGGGUGAAUGAUGAUGAAAAUAAAAUUUCAAUUGAUAAAAUACUUCUCAAAAACUGAAAAAAAUUAAGCAGUAAUUGAAUACCAUUGAGGAAUAAGCGUUGCUAAACCUUUUUGGUGCUAGACAGCUUCAUCUAUUAUUGCGGAGAAUACCAACUUUUGAAAAUAAGCGCUCUGAAGGGACUGUGAAUGCUGGUAUACAAAUAUAUUCAUAAGCAAUUUAGGAUAAUCUUGGAAAUAAACAUUUUUACUCAUUUUUAAACAAAUUGCGUUCUCUGUCAAGAUUUGAUAAUUUAAUACAUUGUUAAACCAUAAUAUUUAUACGAUUUCUAUUCAUGAGGUGAAUUAAUAGACACUAUCUGUUAAAUUCUUACUUUAUUUACAAACUAUACACUACACUAACUUAUAAUAAUUCACUUAUCACAUCACUUAACUAACUUAAAAAUAACUUAUUUAAAUUCUUCACUUCAACUAUUUAUCAUAAACUGAAAUUAACUGCGCUACAUAAAAUCCUUAUAUAUCCCAAAAUAAUUCUGAAAAGAUUUAGAAAAAUGAAUAAACAAAACAAAUAAAUAAAUAGACCUUCCUAGAAAUUAUUCGAAAGAAACAAUGUAAAUAAACCGCUUGCUAUAAAAAAGAAUAUCAAACGAAUUCCGGGUAUUCCAAUAGAGACGGUGCCUUCGCCGAAUUUUAGAAUUCACUAUAUCCAAGCAGGACCACCUCUAGGGCGGUGUAGCAGCGAAAGCAUUUCAAGUACUAGAUAGAUGAAAAUAGGAAUUGCUAAGGUUUGAAAACUCAUUAUCCACAUUUGCGCAUUACUGGCAUUAAUUUCUAAAAAAAAAGGGUGCUUUUGAUGCUGUUCUAUUAGUUUAAUACUGCAAUUCGUUUUUAUAUUACUGCAGGGAGACUUCGUUUUAAAUUCUUGGCCACUUCUGAUACUAGUGUCUUGCUUUCUAUAGCAUAUCGUUUCUUAAAUUAAAUAUUCAUAAUAAAAAACUGUGUUUUUUAUAUAUCAGUAUCAUGAUAGAUAUAAUUUUUUUUGAAAAUUAAAGAAAAUAAAUGGAUUCCAAACCUUUUUUAUCAUAUAAAUGUUUAUACAUUUAUCCUUAUAUAAUUAAUUGAGGAUUAUGAGUAUAUAUCCUUACAUUAAUUGGAAAUAAUAAUGUAUGCAUUGAUUUGCCUUUAUACCCCAUGAAUUUGUUUUAAGUUAAUUCAAAAUAACCAUAGAAAUUGAUGGUAUCUCAAAAUCAGAUCCUUAUGGUAUUUGGUUAUCAAUUAUAUUGAUGCCGCCUCUGCUCAUCUAGCAUCUCGGCAAUAACUCGCAAUAAUCAGUAUUAAAUAUUUUGAAAAAUACGGGCUAUUAAGAAACUCUUCAGUCAAAUGCUAAUUAGAAAUAUUAGAUGUGAUUUAUGUUCAUUAAAUCUAAUUUACCUCUAUUCAAAAAUUUCUCCUCAGGACUCUGUGAAGACAUUAAUUAAGUCUACCAAUUUUGUUUGUAGGCAACAGUUUUUUCACAUGCGCCAAAGACUUACGAACUUUAUUUUCAAAAGGUAAAGGUGGAAGGUAAAUAUGCUUAGAUAGACAAAAAAUCACAUCUAGUAUGUGUAGUUUACGUUUGGAGGGAGAAUUUCUUGAAGCUCUGAUGAAUCAUUGUUUGUUUUAAAAAUUUCCUGUAUUACGAAGACACUUGAUAUUCCUGUUAUAUGGCAAUAAUUUUAAAUUAUUUAUAACGGAUCGAUUUUACAAAAAGGUUGUAUUGCAUGUACUUAAGUUAUUAUAUCUUAGUACUUAUGAGGGAUUGGAAACUAUUGAUAAUACCAUCCUUGUAGGAUGACAAACUAUAACCUCAAUUAUAUGGUUAUAGUAUUAGCGUUAUAUGUAUGUGCGAAGCGAACUAAAACUGUAUUUAGUUUUUUCGCGUGUGUAAUACAUAAUCAAUAAUUUUUUAUCCUCGUAUUUUAUUUAUUGUAUUUCACCAUUUUUUGACUGAUAAAACGGUAUUUUUACAUUAUUAAUCGAGUUCAUCACUUUCUUCACUACUUCAUGAUAUUAUUCCUAAUUUUAUUCAACGAUCUCAUAAUCAUUGGAGUUUUUUUAGUAUUAAGUAGUUUACUUACAGAAAUGUCCGAUUUGGCAGCUUAUUGAAGGACUACCAAUUUUAAAGUAGAAGACUUUGAAUCUUUUUUUUAGGUCUAAGUUAUUAGUUUUAGUCGAAUAUAUUUUGAGUUUGUGAUUCAGUACUUAAAAUUUUUAUAGUUAGAUUUAAAGUUAGUUAUUCCUCAAUAUGUUUAAGUGGUAUUGCAUUUCUGUAAGUAACCAAUUUUUUUUUCUUUAUUUAAUCUAAACUUAAUUGUCAGUGCAGCUAGCCAUACAACUUGCCGACAUCUUCAGAAUCGGCUAGUUCCUAUUUUUUUUUUUUUCAUUUAUAACAAAAUUUGCGCAGAUCUAGUCAUGCUAUUGAUCCAUUUCUUUAUGGCAAUAAAUCCGCCUAUAACAGAUCUGACACAUUUUAAAAUGUCAGUUUUCCAUACAUUAUAGUAGUUUUUGGUAUUCUUGAAUGCACCAUUUUCAUUCUAUAUUCCUAUAUUAUACUUCCAAUCACUUCAUGCAAUUUCUUCUCCAAUAUAUAGUGUAAUAUAAUUUUUUUAUAUAUAUUUUCUUCCAUUCCUCAUUUAUUCUACCUGUUUCCCCUUCCAUUUCUAUCAUACUUUUUUAAAUUCGCGAAUGACUUUAUAUUUAUAUUCAAACUCCUGCAAAAACUUAUUUCAGUUGACUUAUCCUUAAAACUGUGGUUCAAAACUUUUCUCACUCAUUCGUUCCAAAGAGUUCAUGAUUUUCUAAUCUACUUAACAAAUUAUAUAUUCUGACAUCGUCAAAUCCCCAUUAGCCAUUGUUUUCUAUUAUUAUAGUUUUACUCUCUUAGUCCUUGCUCGCUUAUUUUACGUUUUUUUCUUUCCAUGUACGUUUUCCUUGGUUUUCCUCUUUUUCGGUUUUCUAGUGGUAUCCAUCCAAUUACUUUGGUAGUCUUGCUUCUGUCAUUCUUUGAACCAACUGUUUUACCUUGUUUAUUCUUGAUUUUGUUUCAGCUUCAUCUGUCCCUUCUUUAUCAAAAUUUACGUCUAAAUAUCUUUAGCUAUCAUAUUUUUUAAAUUGUUUUGUUAUUUUCCAGAACAAGAUCCGUGGUAUCCUCACCAAAGCAGAGAUGUUGUGUUUUUAUAAUAUUGAUUUGAAGACCCAAUUUUUCAUAUUUAUUUCUCAUCGUGCAUUCAAGAUCCUCUUUUUCCUUCGCGAGGCUAAUUGUGGAGUGUUAAAGCAAGUAUCAUUGUCAAUCUCUAUGACCAUUCCUCUGCAUUUUCUUUUACUUGAGAGUAUAUUUGCCACAUAUAUUUUAAAAAGUGUAAGAAAGAUGCAGCAUCCUUGUAGACUUUUAUCAUUUCUAAAUGGUUCUGAUAUUUUAUUACCUAUUUUUAAAUAAGACCUCAUAUAUAUUCUGAAUGGCUUUUACAAGGGUGUGGCGAAAAAGUAUAAAUGUGGAGAAAGAAUUAGCGAAAAGAAUUAAGCUGUAAGUUAACAUACUGGUACAUCAUAAAGGUUAACCUGCAGUUCCUUAGCCAGUCAAUAUACACGAUAAUACAUCGCCACAUACUGCACAGCUGACAAUUGAAUUUUUACGUGAAAAUGAUGGAACAGUCAUUUAACAUCUGCCAUCUGUGAUGGAACCUUUAGUUAGAAAAGACCAUUGAUAUUGUUGGGGUUCCUUGGAGUACUUCCUCCAAUUUCAAUCGAUAUGUGAACUUAUUUUUCUCUCUGUCUUGUUUUAGAUAGAACACAUUAUCUGUGCAAGACUUCCUGCACGAAAACCACAUUGUUCCUCCUCUUUUUGGUAUUUGUAUUCCAUUUCUAUAAAAUUUUUGAUUAUUCUUCGAUAGACUCUUCCAACCAACCAUUCAGAAUAUCAUAUCUUUUUACUUACCAUAUCUUUUAUAAUCAUAAUAAAAAUAGAUGGAUUGAUAACGAAACAUUUUAAAAUGUGAUCUGGUAUUUCAAAUCAUCAUACUAUUUAUUUUCUCAAGUAGACAGACCUGCCUACAUUCCGUAAUAGCUGUGCAUUGAGUAUCUUUAUAAAAAUUAUUGUAAUUAAAUGUACGUGUGAUUCAAGGACCAAUGCGUCUACUUUGGCUGAAUUAAGCCAUGGUUUUAAACGAAAUUAAGAGCUAUUUGACACUCCAAUUGUCAUAUUUGAAAUAAAACCGCUAAAUAACUUCAACUUUUUGUCCAGUAAGUAAAAAUGUUCAUUUAUGUUCGCUGAAGUUCUCACAGCACUUUAUAAUAUUUCAACUUUAAUGAGUAUAUUUUUUAGUUUCAAUUUGUUCAAAAAUUCAAAUUUAUCUUUAUCUUUAUGCCCACAUUUCCUCAGCUUAUUUUAACAAAUAGUUUUUAGAAUAAAAGACAUCUUAAUUUGAGUAAUACAAUUGGACUGAUUCACUCUUAGUUUCGCGUCGCUCAUUUUAAAGAGAAUGAGUUCAUACUGAUGUUUUUAUACAGUAAAUUUAGAUUUUAGUCAAAAGACCCGAUUGGGACGCAUUCUCUAGUAUUACAUUGUGAUAGUUGUUAAGCAGCUAGAAAUGCGUCGAUUAUGCCAAGUUGCCGAUCGUAUCAAAUAUAGCUUCACAGUUAAAUACUCUUCUUUUUAUACAAUUCUAUUAUCGAAAUUAUGAGUUUACUCGUUUAUCAUUUUAUUGGAAUUGUGAGUUGAUUGUUCAACAUUUUUUUAAGCUACAUAUCGUUUUUUCAAUUAUGUAUAAUUAAGAAAUACUACCAGUAUUAUGAUCUACAGAGAGUUUCAGGAGUUAACUAUAGCAGUUUUUAUACAAAAAAUAAAAUCUAAUACCUGCCAAAUUAAUGCUAAAGAUAUUAAUCAAUUUCUACACUUCCUAUAACACAUAUUUUUUUAGUUGGAAUUUUUGGAAUUGUUGGUGUUAUUCAUAAUGAAUACAUUGUAUUACAUAUUAAACAUCUUGAUAAAUAUUUUUCACUAGUUAUUUUCAAUUAGAUUUGAUUUUAUUUAAUUUUAGGAUCAAUUUUAAUCCACUGAAUUGGUCAACCUGUUUUUUUCAUAUAAACCACAAAAAUUUCUAAAGUAUCCUAUAUUGAGCCAAAAUAAUACACUGGACCUCACAGAUAAGAGUACUUUCAAUUGGAUUUUUCCAGAAAGGCAACUUUGUGGGUUUGGGCUCGUUUUAAACAUUUUUUGCAUCAGGUAGUACAUAUACAAUCUAUUACCUGCCCCGUAUCCCAUCAUCUUAGAAUGUUUAUGAGCUGAAAUUAUUCAAAUCAGAUAUUGGUGGGUUAUGACCGGUUUUUUAAUACAUUUAAAAGCAGCAUUUAGAGUUCCCAUUAAAUUAAGUCGCGCGUUUAAUAAUAGGGACAACCUCAAAUGCAAACCUAUGUUUGAGUUCUAAGCUGACCCAGGUGUCUACUUGAGUUUAAAAAAAUAAAAGGUUUACGGCAUAAAGGAUAGAUAUCGAGCUAUAUUAAGUACGACUUCAAACUCAUCUAAAAAAUAUCGACAUAGAAAAAACUAUAUAACAACUUGUAUUUUUUUGAACGAUUUUUAAUUACUAACCCGAUAUUUACAUCAUUAUUGAAUCAAAUUCGUAUGAAUUAAAUAGUCAAUUUCUCGUUAACAGUAUGUGCAACCGAUUACUCCUUAAUUUUCAUACAAUCACCAGGCGGCGAAGACGCAGAAAUUUUUAGGAGCCGAAAAGGCUUUUUAACAUUGAAUGCACAAACUGUAUCCAAUGCUCCGGAUUCGUAACAUUGUAACUCGUUGGCCAGGUUCCGUUCACGACCAGACAAUUUUCAAUAAGAGUACUUUGAGAAGACAGUUUGAGGAAGGAUACUUUGGAAAGAUAUCUUUUAUAGGGGACAACGAAUAUCGCAUUCAGAGAUACCUCAUGAUAAAUUUAUAAGAACAAGGAACGUCAUAGAAAUAAAAAUUAUGCAUCAAUCGUUUAAAACCUUUAAUAUCCACAAUUAAAAAUGAUUAAAAUAAUUAUAAUGAAAAAUUGAUUUGAAGAAUCAAAUUGACAAACACAACAGCACGCCAUUAUAUAUCAAGCCAAAAGAAAUGUUAUGGACAAAAUAAAACACUAAUACUCACUUCUACGUUUUAUUUUGGAAAAGGGCAGAGUAUUGUCUUAAAGGUGUCUUUACUUGAGAGACCAGUACAAAUCGAUUAUUGGACAACUUCACUUUAACAACUAAGUUAAAGGGUCCUUUAAUCUAAAGGAACCUUUAAUUAGGUGAGGAUUAUUAAAUCGGCCAUAUCGCUGAUGAUUAUUUUUGUAUCCACUAAAUAUUUCUUCAAUAAAUAGAUAAUGGACAAUUUGAAUUCAUAACAAAUCUUUGUCUAUUUUAUUUUUAAUACCAGACAUUUUUCGACACAAAAAUUAUUUCUCUGCUUAUUAUCCUUUUAUUCUUAUUUAUGGGUUUGAUUGCAAUAUAAAUGUUUUACCCAAUAACCUUUUAAGUAACUUUAAUAUCAAUAUCUUUUUUACCCCAAUGCAUUAUAUUUUCUCUUAUUCCUCAAUUUAAAUCGGUUUGUGGUUAUUUACAAUGUCUCUGCAUGAUUUCAUUACACAUAUAUUUUAAAAAUAUUCUUAUCACAUAUUGUUUUCGACACUGAUUAAAUUUCACAACUUUGCUUAUCCUGAUUCCAUGAUUUUCAAUUUGAUUUGUACACUUUUGUUCCAUUCAGCAUAUUUUUUAUUACUAUUUACCGGUGACAAUUCUCUGGAACUAGUGUUAAUAGACAAUACUCAUUUUACCGAAAUUCUAAAUAUAAUUAUUUCGGCCCAUGAAUACCGAAAACUAUUCCUCGUCAAUUAUUUUAUGCGAUCCCCUUUAAACUGCUCCACUGAUGAUAUAAAUGCAUGUUGCCAUGGGGCAACCCCGUGCCAUAUUAUUUAGAGAAUUGCAAAGAAUUGUUAUAUUUCAACCGGCUAAAUUUGUUUUAUACGCUUUAUUGAAAUAGUUAUAAAAAAGACCGUGUGACUUUUCGCGAUAAGGUUAAUAUUUUUAGAGAUAUGAAUUUUGAAAGUUCGUAUAAACAGAUUUGGGCUCUUUUCACACUUGAAAAAUAUAUUGGAAAAAAAAUAAAAUAUAAAUAAUAUUUUUUUCUCAUUAUUUAUAUAAUAGUUAAUAAUAUUCUUACUAGAGAUUUGAGAAGAUUUCAUUGGUUAUACCUGUUUUUUAAUUGUUAAUUCGCGUACUAACAAUAUACGUCUCUUACCUUUAAGUAUCACACUCUCUUACUCAUGCGCUGCAUCGUCCUCCGUGUCCUGAAUCAUUAUUUAUCAUUUAUCUUAAAAACCAGUAAUUUUAUCAAAAUUGUUUAGAAGAGCAAUAUUAUCAAUAAUUAAAUUGUCUACAAUUUGUUUCUAAUAUUUUUUUUAGGAAUCAAUUUUAUAAAAGUUAUUCAAACAUGAAGGAAUAUGUGAUUAAAAUUACUUUUUUUAUCAGUUUAUAUUUUUUUUGUUACUAUCAUAGUAAUUUAUACAUUUCUAUUAACAAUAGAAAGGUACAAUGGUAUUUGAAUAUUUUUUGGAAUCACAAUAAUAUAUAAAUAAUUAAAAAAUAUUGGUGCAUAAUUAUGAGUACGCAAAAUUGACGAUUAAAAAAAAACAGGUAUAAUAAUCAAUGAAAUUUUCUCAUUUCUAUUGAGAAUAUUAUUAACUAUUGUAUAGAGGAUCAGAAAAAAGUAAUAUUUAUAUUUUAUUUUUUUUAAUAUAUUUUUGAUGGGUCAAAACUUACCCAAAUUUGAGAUUUUUCGAACUUCAAAACUCAUAUCUCUAAAAAUAUUAACCUUAUCGUGAAAAUUCAUAGGACUGUUUUAUUUGUAUUUCAAUAAAGCAUAUGAAAAAAUUAGUCCUGUUGAAAAAUAACACUUUGCAAUUGUUUGAAAAAUUUCGAUUUAAGCAACAAAGCAAGGGGUUGUCCCAUGGCAACAUGCAUUGAUACCAUCAGUAGGGCAAUUUUAAGAGGUUUGCAUAAAAAAUUGAUAUGGAAUAGUUUUCAAUACUCAUGCGUCGAUUCCUCCUGCAGUAAUCCAUUAUAUAAUUUUUCAACAUAAUUUUUGUUUCCAAAUAAUUAGAGUUGUAGCAAAAUUUGAAAGAUUGUAAAUAUUAACAAACUUAAUUUGAAAGCUAUAAUUUGUAGAUUGUUUAUAAUGUCCAAAAGUGACACCUGUCAUUCUGGAAAUUCCAAUACAAAAAUUAUGUUUAAAUGUGCUCAGAAUCUUUAAUAAUAUACUGUUGAUAUUAAACAAUAAACCCUGAAAUUUUUGCUUUUGGCCAUUUAGUUUUCUAAUUUUACACUGUUAAAAAAAUUGGGCUGUGUGAUUUUCUUUAUAUGCUGCAAUGUGCCUAGAUCGAAACAAAAAAAAAUAUUUCAUAUAUCACCUUGGAAUUUUCAAUAAAAAAAUAUGCCUAAAUGUGUUAUCAAUUGCCGCAAAUAUUAAAAUUUAACCGUCUAAGUUGAUUAAAUAACUUAUCAUAAUAAAAACACAAGAAUUGUUAUUUGUUUGUGCUACUUUGAAAAACAGCUAUUUUUAGAAACCAAUUUCGAAUGUUGCUGUGGGCUGGGGAUUCAAAAUAAAACUGUUCAAGCCUUUUUUUAAAACGCCAAAGUUUCGAACUUUUAUUUGAUCUUUAUCAAGGCUAAAAACGUUGGCAAGGCCACAACCCGGAACACCAUUCGAAAUUACAUACUAGGAAGGACAAUGAUAUCAAGAAUGAUAUAAACCAAUAUUAAUCAAUACUUGUGAAAAUAUCGCAGCACUAUAUUCAUUUUUUUUAUAUAUUUAUAUUUAAUGAAAAAUAAUAAGGCUCAAGUUAGUUGAUUUAAAAGACCUUCUCUAAAAAUUGAAUUUUUAAAAUGAUUUUCAAUAUUUACACUAGGGUGACUCAAAACUGUUUUAUUUUACAACUGAUACGGAAAAAUGGACUGCUAGAAACCUAAAAAAUAUGAGGUUUUAAUUUUAAUAGGAAAAUCCUCGGCAUCGCAGUUGUUUUAUUUUUUUCUCAGUCCAAUGGUAAAAAAUUCAUAUCUCAUCAUUAAUUGAUUGUACAGAAAAGAGUUUUUGAAAAAUUUUGGAGAAAAUUCGAUGCUCUUCAAAAAAAGGUAUAUUGUAUUUUUUCUGUAAACCUAUGUAAACAUUUGAAUGAUAUUGAAGAUUUAAGUUUGAUUAUUUCAAGUCAAAUGUCAUUUUUGUUUAUGAAUUUUAUAACUAUUCAAUAAAUGGCUAUUAUAAAAUGCUCAAUACAAAUUUUUGUACAAAAUUAACUGUUUCAUUAAAAUAUCUUAUAUUUUGACGAUUAAAUUAAGCGUAUAAGUUGGAAUUUUUGGAACCGUUGGCGAUUUUAAUACUGAAUAUACUGUUUACACCACCACUACACCAGCACUCACGAUCACAAUCUCUGACGCGCGUUUCGUUAACUAAAUUAUAGUCUUCAGAGACUGAGAACAUUUUACCUUCAGCUUCUAAAGAUAACUUGGUUAUUGAAACGCGCGUCAGACAGUGUAAUCGUGAGUGUUGGUGUAAACAGUGUAUUCAGUAUUAAAUUCAAUUGAGCAGUCAAAAGAUAUUCAUCAUCAAACUUUCACGUGUUAAGAGUUUUUAUUAUGUAAUCAAUCAAUUUAUUAAUUUCAUACAAAAUCUAUUUUUUGCCAUUAAUAACUCAGUUGUGAAUUGAAAUAAAAUUACUUUUUUAUAACCAAUUCGAAAUUUUGUUUGCUAAAACUGAAACAUGUAUUUAUAAUGAAAACUACUUUUUUAUUAAAAAAAUAACUAAACGGUGAAUAGUGUACAAUUCAUUUUUUUAAUGUUAGAAGUUUCUCAGUUGAUAAAAACUAAAAUUUGUGUAAAUUUUCUCACAAUUUAUAAUUUGAAUUGGAAUUUUUCGAUUAUUUCAUAAAAAAUCUCGUAAAAUCUGUACACAUGAAAGUUAGAUGAUGAAUAUCUUUUGAACACUUAGUUUAAUCGCCAAAACAUAAGAUACCAUUUUAUGAGGCACUUAAUUUACUACAAUAAUUUGUAUUGUGUAUUUUAUGAUAGCCAUUAAUUGAGGAGUUUUAAAAUUCAUAAACAAAAAUGACAUUUGACUUGAAAUAAUUAAACUUAAAUCUUCAAUAUCAUUCAAAUGUUUACAUAGGUUUACAGAAAAAAUAUAAUAUACCUUUUUUUGAAGAGCAUCGAAUUUUCUCCAAAAUUUUUCAAAAACUUUUUUCUGUACAAUCAAUGAUGAUGUAUGAAUUUUCUACCAUUGGACUGAGAAAAAAAUAAAAAACUGCGAUGCCGAGGAUCUUCCUAUUAAAAUUAAGAGCUCAUAUUUGGUGAAAAUUUUUUUAAGGUGUCUAGCAACCCAUUUUUCCGUCAGUUGUAAAAAAAAUAGUAGAUUUUUUUGACUCACCCUAAUUUACAGCACAUGCUAACAUAUUUUUAAGAUUUGUUUUUAGUAAUUAAAAAAACUAAUUCGGUAUUUGGCAGCUUUUUAAGUAAAAUAUUUUUAAACGUGAUUUGUUUGUAAAUGUAAUUCAGUGCCAAAUUUUUGAUGAAUAUAUAUUUCGAUUUGCAACUUCGCACUGGUUUUAAAGAACACAAAGAAAUUAUUUUCAACCUCAAUAACGAUCCGAUUAUUUGGUAUGCAUCACUGUAAAUAAAACCAAAGAUCGACGAAGAUUAAUAUUGUGUAAGAUUCUUCUUUAUCUUCUUUAAAUCCACAAGGGCAUUUAGAAUAGGAGACUCUGUAAAUUAUUAUCAAGUUGACAAGCAAUAAGCAUUGUGAGACAGAAUGAACAACCCUCUAUUUUUGUAUCCAAUUAUAAUUGUUAAGACAAAUAAAAGUGGUUUAGUUUCACUUAUACAAGUGAAUUCUUACUCAAGAGAAAAAAAACUGUAAAUAGUAUGGUAUUUUACUCAAGAGGGUCUGAAUGAUUGUGACAAAUGAAACUUGGUUAGAACAAAAAAAUAAUAAUUUAGAUAUUAAGUCGAAUCAGAAGAGUUGAGGCAGCAGUUUUAUGGAAUAAAUUUUCAUAUUAUUAGUUGAAGAUAACAAUUGAAUGUAUUUAAACCUUAUUAAACCAGUGAACAAGCAAAACCUCAUCAAGAAAAAAACAGCAUCUAUGACAAUUAAUUGUCAAGAAAUUAUUAUUAUUUUGAAUCCUCGAUGACGAAUAGAGUAAAAAUAUAUAAAACCUUGUACUUUCUUUCCAUCAAUUAUGCUUUGAGAUGAAGGCAGUCUUUUGGUGUAUAGGUUUUUUUGUUACAUUAAACAACUAUAGCGAAACCAUUAAUUCAGUUUUAUUAUUCUUUCUCAUUAUUCUUUUAAAUACUAACUGAUGCACUAACGUGGGUGCCUUUUCACUGUUAAUUGUUAUUUUUUUAAAUAAUCACAAUUAUAUGAGGUGUGUUUCGGAAAAUAACGAGAAUUACUGCUUAAAAAAAUAUUCAUCCACACUAAUAUUGUCCCUUCAAAAUAGUCCUCGUUAGAUAUUACACACUUGUGCCAACUGUACUUCCAAUCCCUCUUCAGCAAUGCGCUUUUAAUGCAAAACGAUAAGGUUUCCUUCAAUAUUGGAAAAAGAAAAAGUCACAUUAAACAAUGUCUGGCGAAUAUUAAUGCCUGGGAAUUAUUACAAUUUUCUCCAAAUAAAUCGUGGCUGGAUACAUACUUGUGGUGUGAAAACCAUGAAUUGGUUUUCUUCGAUUCCGGCCUUUUUUUUCGAAUUGCUUGACACAAACAGCGUUGAGAUUGUAAGUAGUGCUAUUCAUUAACCAUUUCUUUCACAGCAUUGUAAUCUUAUAGUACUCAUUAACUUUUCUGUUACUUUAGCAAACGCAUCAUAUUUUACAUACUAUAUUAAGCAUUAUUUCUUUCCAUAUGUAAAAUUUAAUACGAAUUUUUUGAACCAUUAUUUAUCAUAAACAAAAGCUUCGAAAACUACGUCUAACCCUAGCAGCUACCAGAGACAACAGUUGGGAAACAAAUUGACAAUGAGAUUGUCUAAACCUACCAAAUUUAACAAUUCCCGUUAUCUUCUGAAUACACCUCUUAUUUGAUAUAUUGAUUUGUAUCUAGUUUCCUGAUGAAUAAAGUUUUGACUUUGUCAUUUAAUAUUUUAGAUGUUAAAUCAGCCGAGGUACACAAUGCAGAAGAAGAUUAUUUUCAUUUAAUAAGAUUAUUUAAUAUCUACUACAAAUUCGCGAUAUAUCUACCUAUUUUCCAUAAAACAAGUUGGCUCCUCAAAACGUUAAAAAUAAAAAUAUUAGAAAUUUUCGAUGGCCGGAAUACCGUUUCUUUCAAUUCAAGUAGUAAAUUCCGGUACUCUGUCAAAAAUUUUUAAUAGGUUUUGUAUUUGUUACACAGACAUUAACAUUUAGCUAGUUGUCGUACGUAUUUUAAAGUUACUGUAGUAUUAUAAGUAAUGUAUAAUUUUUUUUCAUAGAGUUUAGGUAUUAGUGUAUGUAGUAUGUAUAUCUGUGUAGUGUAGUAUGCGGCGUAUUGUCGCAGAUGCACUGUAGUACAGUCGUUCUGAAUAAAGUAGUUUAAUGAAA
Molecule: messenger RNA, 16492 nt
Organism: Diorhabda carinulata
Lineage: Eukaryota; Metazoa; Arthropoda; Insecta; Coleoptera; Chrysomelidae
Gene: msi
Product: RNA-binding protein Musashi homolog 2
Exons: 6
Coding region: 480-1598 (372 amino acids)
Cellular component (GO): cytoplasm
Molecular function (GO): RNA binding
Source: RefSeq, a predicted model, not a curated record